GUUUCUCUCUGCUCGCCUCGGCCUCCAACUCCGGCCGUGGUGGCCACCGGAAGCGCGUCUCCCGGCCCCGGCUCAGCGGUCUGCGUUCUCCCUGCUCUCCCAAGCUAUGCGCCCCUGUCCUGUUCCCUGCGCGCGCUGUUCCUGCUCGCUUUGGCGUCCACGCCAUGAAGCCCUGCGCUCGUCGCGGCAGACUCCAGUCCUCCUCUGCCGAGCAGCUUGCCCAGCCUUCUUCUCCCUACACGCCGGAGCUCGCCCAGCCGACCGAAGCUCUAAGCUCCAGCCAUGGCGCGUCCUCGCUCCCUCUUCCCUGCUCGCCGGUUCUCCUUGCCGAGCUCCCCUACGUGCUGAGCUCUCUGCUGCGGCUUUCCUUUCCCCAAGCUCCUCCAGCCGCGCAGUCCAGCUGCUUCUUCCUCCUCCUGGCGUUCUUCCUGUGCCAUGCGCCCUGCCCAUCUCCCAGUUCCAGCUGCCGCAUGCGCAGCUGCUCCUUCUGCCCAGCCGCCCCGGAUCUUGCUCGGCCAUAGCAAGUUCCUCCCUUUCCUCUGCUCGCGGGCUGCUCCAGUCGGUCGCGCGUCCAGCUUGCCCAGUCUGCACGCCACGCUCCCUUGUCGUGGCUUUCUGCUUCCUCGUCGCUCGUAGCGUUCUGUUGUUCCUGCGCGUGCUGCCGCGAAGCUCCCUGUUCAGUUCGCCUCCGUCACGUUAUCGUGCUCGCGAAACUGCUCGCAGUCAAUAUCAAGUCCGUGACGCCCACGUUGGACACGGUAAAACGCUGUGUGUGCUGGUGUCCGAACUCGCCCUGGUCAUGGCGUUUGGUACCGUGCCGUGCUGUUUCUCUACGCACGUCCUCCUGUUAGCUGUCGCGACUGCCGUCAAAUCAUCGGAGUCGUUCAACUUGCCGAUCACAUCUUGGUCGGUCGUCGAUUUCCUAUUCGUCAUGGUACAACACUGUUAUUAAAUCCGGUCUCCAACCCGCCAUGGCGUUUGUCAUCCUCUAGUCCCAGUUCGACCCAUCCGUGUGUUUGCUCUUCAUCCCUCGGGCUUCACGCGUGCUCGCAUUUGUCAUCGAGCUGUUGAACCCGUCCUUCCUUGCUCGUGACUUCAUCGUCGCCAGAGCCCUCACUAAAUUUGUGUCCUCGCUAGCUCGCUCCAUAUUCAAUCUCGUCGUCGUUCCGUGCGUCAGCAAGAAAUCUCAAGAAUCGGGUGAAGACGAGGCUAGCAGCAUGGUGUUCACCAAGUGAGCGACAAAAAGCUCGGACAUCCUGCGCAACUCAAGUUCGGUUCGUCAAAAUUAUUCAAUCGAGGAAAAGAUCUUCAGAAAUUGAUUACCGAAGAAAAGAAGGCCCCUGGAUGACGUCAACCGGAACCCAUAGUCGUGCUUGCGACUAACGCGUCGAAUUAGUCAGGGUAAGUAAAUUUGUUACUCGUGUUAGUGGAUUGGUGGAUGGUUUGACUAGGUUUAAUAUUUAUUAGAUUGCCUGAGUCGUUUU
This is a messenger RNA of Zea mays, 1484 nucleotides long. RefSeq lists its product as uncharacterized. The record is from RefSeq and is marked validated. Bases 107 to 952 code for a protein of 281 amino acids. The transcript has a single exon. Lineage: Eukaryota; Viridiplantae; Streptophyta; Magnoliopsida; Poales; Poaceae.